ACAUUCACGUCUGGAUAUACUGUUUUUUCGGGAAAGUUUUUCUGCCUCAAAUCUCGACCAACACUGGCUUCUUCACAGUAAGUUUAGCACUGUGAAUGACCCGCUGCUGAUGCCCCAAAGGUCUGAAUGGAGUUCCAGUCGCAGAAUAGCCAACAGUUGUAGCUCCCUCAACAGGAUGCUGAUGAGGCCAAGUAUACUUCUGUUUCUGGCUUUAUUCGCCCAGGUUUUAAGGACCCAGUGCCGGCCUGCCAACACUGAUGAAGUCUCUGAGGAAAGGCAAGCAGACCUCUACACCCUCUAUCUCGGGGAUCGUCUGGAUCUGAGCUGCUCUGCCCAGGACUCCCUCCAUGCUGUCAACUGGACCAAAGACCAUGUGGCCGUAGCGGAUGGAGAACACACACGCAUCCGCAACGGACAGCUGGAGAUUGAGACCGUGGAGCUGGCCGACUCUGGCCUGUACGCAUGCACCACCUUCGGCAACCACAGCGUCUAUUUCAAUGUCACAGUCGAUACCCUGGCCUCGUCUGAGGAUGACGACGACGACGAGAAGUCUUCAUCUGAGGAAGCCAAACUGUUAGGCAGUCAAAAGCUGCUGCCAAUGCCCCCACAAUGGGCUCAUCCAGAAAAAAUGGAGAAAAAGCUUCAUGCUGUCCCAGCCAGUAAGACCGUCAAGUUCCGCUGCCAGGCCAGCGGCAACCCAAUGCCCACGCUGAAAUGGUACAAGAAUGGCAAAGAGUUCAAGAGAGACCAUCGCAUCGGAGGCUUCAAAGUCCGUGACAAUGUGUGGACCAUCAUCAUGGAAUCUGUUGUGCCCUCUGACAAGGGAAACUACACAUGUGUGGUGGAAAACCAGUACGGCAGCAUCAAUCACACCUACCAGCUAGAUGUAGUCGAGCGCUCUCCACACAGGCCAAUCCUGCAGGCUGGUCUGCCGGCUAAUCGCACCGCCGUGGUGGGCAGCGAUGUAGAAUUCGAGUGCAAAGUGUUCAGCGACCCUCAGCCUCAUAUCCAGUGGCUGAAGCACAUCGAGGUCAACGGGAGCCGCGUCGGUCCUGACGGCUUACCGUACGUCCGCGUCCUCAAGACCGCUGGCCUUAACACCACGGACAAGGAAAUGGAAGUCCUGCAACUGAGAAAUGUGUCUUUUGAUGACGCUGGGGAGUAUACCUGCUUGGCGGGCAAUUCUAUCGGGUUCUCUCAUCACUCUGCAUGGUUGACUGUUUUUGAAGCUGUCCCGCACUAUCCACCAGCCAACCACACCUACCUGGAGGUGGUUAUCUACUGCGUGGGCUUCUUCUUCAUCGCCGUCAUGAUCGCCAUCGCGGUUAUCGUCAAGAUUCGCACCUCCUCCAAGAAGAGCGACUUCAACAGUCAGCUGGCCGUCCACAAGCUGGCCAAAAGCAUCCCCCUGCGCAGACAGGUGUCUGUGGACUCGAGCUCCUCCAUUCACUCUGGAGUGAUGCUGGUUCGACCAUCCCGACUCUCCUCCAGCGGCUCUCCCAUGCUGUCAGGGGUGUCUGAGUAUGAACUUCCCCAGGAUCCCCGUUGGGAGCUUCAGCGAGACAGACUUGUUCUCGGGAAGCCUCUUGGUGAAGGUUGCUUUGGCCAGGUGGUGAUGGGAGAGGCGCUGGGUCUCGACAAAGAGAAGCCUAACCGUGUGACGAAGGUUGCGGUCAAAAUGUUGAAAUCUGAUGCCACAGAGAAAGACCUGUCAGACCUGAUUUCAGAGAUGGAGAUGAUGAAGAUCAUUGGGAAGCACAAGAACAUCAUUAAUCUGCUGGGAGCCUGUACACAGGAUGGUCCUUUGUAUGUGAUUGUCGAGUAUGCAUCCAAGGGGAACCUGAGGGAGUACCUGCGAGCUCGGCGCCCACCGGGCAUGGAGUACUGCUACAACCCCGAUCAGGUCCCUGUGGAGAACAUGUCAAUCAAAGACCUGGUAUCCUGCGCCUACCAAGUGGCCCGAGGCAUGGAGUAUCUGGCUUCCAAGAAGUGCAUCCACAGAGAUCUUGCUGCUCGCAAUGUUUUGGUAACGGAGGACAACGUGAUGAAAAUAGCUGACUUCGGCCUGGCAAGAGAUAUCCACCACAUCGAUUACUAUAAGAAGACCACCAAUGGUCGUUUACCAGUCAAGUGGAUGGCUCCCGAGGCGCUGUUUGACCGGAUAUACACACACCAAAGUGAUGUCUGGUCAUUCGGGGUGCUGCUUUGGGAGAUCUUCACCCUGGGAGGCUCCCCAUACCCAGGCGUCCCUGUUGAAGAGCUGUUCAAGCUGCUGAAAGAAGGCCACCGCAUGGACAAGCCCUCCACAUGCACUCACGAGCUGUAUAUGAUGAUGAGGGACUGCUGGCAUGCUGUGCCCUCCCACAGACCCACAUUCAAACAGCUUUUAGAGGACCUAGACCGCUGCCUGGCCAUGACAUCCAACCAGGAGUAUUUGGAGCUGUCUGUGCCUCUGGACCAAUACUCCCCCAGCUACCCCGACACCCGCAGCUCCACCUGCUCCUCUGGCGAGGACUCUGUCUUCUCCCACGACGCCGGAGCCGAGGAGCCCUGCCUGCCAAAGUUUCCCCCCCACUCCAACGGGGCAGCCAUUAAGAAACGCUGAUACCUCAUCUCCAUUCAGACAAACAUUGACAUUUCCUCCGCUCCCUGCCUCAUGGGGUUGGACUCUUCCCCACAUUCCCAGAGAUGAAGCUAAAAAACACUGGUGCUCUGUGAGAAAGUGAGCUCGGAGAGACGCCUUGUAGAACGCGAUGGACCACACGGACUGAAGAGAGCAUCCGCUUCUCGGUGGUGACGAUGGUUGUUUUCUUUUUUUAUGGGGCACUUUGUAUUAUCCGGAGUGGCAGUUUGUCACAGUGUCAGAAGAGAGCAGACUCCUACUCUUCUCUCCACUUUGAGCAAUUCCACGUGUCAGGAGAACCGAAAGAACUGACUACGAU
Molecule: messenger RNA, 2942 nt
Organism: Scomber scombrus (Atlantic mackerel)
Lineage: Eukaryota; Metazoa; Chordata; Actinopteri; Scombriformes; Scombridae
Gene: fgfr1a
Product: fibroblast growth factor receptor 1a
Exons: 18
Coding region: 110-2605 (831 amino acids)
Biological process (GO): protein phosphorylation; positive regulation of kinase activity; positive regulation of cell differentiation
Cellular component (GO): signaling receptor complex; membrane
Molecular function (GO): fibroblast growth factor receptor activity; fibroblast growth factor binding; ATP binding
Source: RefSeq, a predicted model, not a curated record